Chlamydomonas reinhardtii is the source of this 3585-nucleotide messenger RNA. RefSeq lists its product as uncharacterized. The transcript is spliced from 2 exons. Bases 41 to 2218 code for a protein of 725 amino acids. The record is from RefSeq and is a predicted model, not a curated record. Gene Ontology annotation, cellular component: cell periphery; endoplasmic reticulum; membrane. Gene Ontology annotation, molecular function: glycerophospholipase activity. Lineage: Eukaryota; Viridiplantae; Chlorophyta; Chlorophyceae; Chlamydomonadales; Chlamydomonadaceae. Gene Ontology annotation, biological process: ceramide biosynthetic process; sphingolipid catabolic process.
UUCUCGCGGGAAAAUCUCAAACAAACAAACGCGCGGAGACAUGGCGUCGCAGCAGAAACAGCCUCGCUAUCGUACGCGAGCGGUGGCGGGGAGGGAGCCGUGCAGAGGUCCAGAAGUAUGGACGCCGGACCUGGUCGAGAGGAUCGCGGCCUUCCUGCCGCGCAACGAGGUCGCUGUGACGCUGCGGCUGGUCAACAUGGCCACUGCAGCACUUCUUAGUACAUUCAAAGCGGUCCGGGUGGCUGAACCGCUGCCAGCGUACUGCUAUGAGCAUUCAGAGCAGUAUCCGCCCUUGCGGGACGUCUUCCGUGGCUCCGCCAAGCGCCGGAAGCAGCUGGUCCGUGCGGCAGCUCGCAGUGGCAGCCUUGAGGUCGUAGAUGUUGCCCUAGAGGCAUCGGGGCUGAGCCCUGGGGGCUGGCUGUUUGCCGCCGCGGCCGGCGGCAAGGGGGCCCAUGGCGCGGCGUUGGCCCUGUGCAAGCGCCUGCUCGCCAUGGGCUGCCCUUCUGAGGACAGCCAAUCCGGGGGGCACGAUCGCUUCCCGACAGCGCUAGAGGAGGCGGCUGCGGCCGGGAAUGCCGACGUGUGCGCCUGGCUGCUUGCGGGCGGGCGGCAGCUCUGCCAGUGGGACAAAGGCGCAGUCUACGCCGCUGCGCGGAGCGGGCACGCGGGGCUCGUGUUCUGGCUGCAGUCACAUCCAAUGGCCUCGGCGCAGGCCAAACGCUCUUUCUGCGUCGACCAGUUGCUGACAGCAGCGGCGCACGGCUGCAAGCUGCCCGACCUCCAGCGCAUCUACCAGCAUUGGUUGGGUGGGCGGCCGCCGCGGCCGCCGCACCUACCUGGUCAGCAGGCGCUUCCAGACCUCAGCUUUGGAACCUUCGCACCUGGUUACUUUGAACGCCGACCCGACGGCUUCGUCUGUGACCACCGAGAUUACACAUUUUCAAACAUUCUCGCUGCCGCGGCAGGCAGCCCCACAGCCUGCUGGCUGGAAAAGUUGGAUGGGCUGAUGCGCUGGCACUGCGGCGAAGGCACCGACCAGCUGCUGGGCAGCUGCCGCAAUGAGCUGUGCAGGAUAUUCCGAGGCGCCAUGUCGCGGCCGGACGGCGUGAGCCGCGUGCGGCUGCUGUGGGAGGAGCGCGGCUGGCGGCCGGGAGAUGGACUGACUGCUGCUGUCGGCGAAGCAGCGACUCGUUGCGACGCCGCUGCAGUCGCAUUCCUGUUUGAGGAGCUUGGCGCCGAGAUGCAGGCUGACGACAUGUACGGCUUAUCGUACCCGCCUCUGACCGGCCCCAUCCAGGCCGGUGACCUGCGGUUCCUGCAGCUGAUGCUGCGCACCUACCGCGUCCGCUGCCGCAGCAAGCGCUUCUACUGCCUGGUGCUGUGUGCCGCGGAGGCAGGGCACCUCGCCAUCCUCCGCUGGCUGUUCGAGUGGGCGGCCGAGCGGGAGCGGGUCCAGGGGAACGACGUGCCUCGGCACUACUACAUCGAGGACGCGCUGCAGAACGGGCUGCGGCGGGCCAUCCGCAACGGGCAUGCGGCGGCGGUGCGCUUCCUGCUAGGGCAGGGGGCGCGGCUGGAGCCGGGGCCGCCCUGGUGGCUGGAGGCAGCGAGGUCGGGGAGCGUGGAGACGCUGCGCGUGCUGGCGGAAUCAGGGUACGCCCCAAACGCGGCGUGCGUGUAUGAGGCUGCGCUGGAGGCAGGCGACCGUCGGGUGCUGCGAGAGGUGGCGCGCCUGGGCUUCACCGGCUGCGACGCGGCGGCGGGCCUGACGGCGCUGCUGGGGGAGCCUGACGUGCCGCUGAGCGAGCUGCGCUGGCUGCUGGAGGGAGGGAGUGCUGGCGGAGGAGCUGGAGCUGGCGGCAGUGGUGGUGGUGCUGGAGGCGGUGGUGCUGGAGCUGCGAGUGCAUGGGCGGCUGGGCGGGCGGGUGGCCGCGGGAAAGCAGGGAAGAAGGAGGAGGAGAAGCGGGCCGGGCCAGGGGCUGCAGCAGCUGGGGUAGCGGGCGCGGCUGAGGGUGCGUCCGGGGGUGGGGCGGGUGAGGGCCCGGCGGCUGAGGCGCUGCGGUAUGAAGGGGAGUGGCAGCGGGCGGUGGCGGCGGUGCGGCAGCGGGGUCGGGGUCGGGAGGUGCGGGAGGUGUGCGCCUGGCUGGAGGGCUGGCGGCAGUCACAGCAGGGCCGCAUGUGGCCGGGCCACAAGCCGGACUGCGUUGAGAUUGAAUGAGUCGGCUGCCUGCAUGACGGACGCACCAAUGCCCAGUGUUGUUCGAUGACAAUGUCAUAUUGCUGCCAGGCUGGAUGUUGCCGUUGGCAUUGGGUGCGGUUGAGGGCGCCUGGGUGAAUUGCUGUUGGCGUGCCCCGGCCCCCGCAGAGGGGGGGUCGACGCCAAGUUAUAAAUAUGCGACUUUCUUGUUUCUGCAUGCGAGGAAGGUUGCGGGGCUUACGCGAAGGACAGGGGGACAGGCUGCUGAGCUUGGAGUAUCCAACUAGCAUGGCGGGAAGAGGAGGCGGCUCCAGGUCGCAGCGCGAGGAUCAUCGCUGCUCGGUGCCUGUGCAUGGCGCUACGGCUGUAGUUCUUGGGCGGGCGGCUAGUGUGAAUCGCUUUCGGUAGAGAGGGGCGCGUGCAACGGUUGGCUGCAGGUAGAGGUCGCGACCGCCGACCCUUCGAUCUCGACAAUAAGCUGAUGUCGUGACAGACUUCCUGGAUUAUUAGGGUGCCUCACUGUGGUGCGGCGCUGCCGUGUUCGGACCCGUGUCCCAUUCACAACACUUUGACUACAUACCUUCUAUGAGAGCUGCUUUGUUUGAUAUGUACAGAUUCCCGAUUACAAACUUGGUUAGACCAACUACACAGUGUGACUUUGCACACUAGUUUGAAGGAGUUUCAUGCACGUACCGUUGACCAAAGGAAUCAGUGCUGGUACGCACAACAUCGCAAAUGAGCGACUACUGCGACCUGCUAAAGAGCGAUUCCGGGGAGGAGGACGGUGUUCCAGACGUACAAAUGGAUGCUGAUGAGGGUGACCGGUGCAUGAAGUUGGCGUGUCGGGGGAAGCGGCGGGUUAAUGACGAGUGUUGUGGAAACGAAUGCGUACGUAGACCAGAGCGGAUGGCGGAGUGGGCUUGCAGGCGGCACGAGAGUAGGCAGUCAGUAGCGCAGGGUAGCGCAAGUUGCGAAUUCACAUGUUACCUCGUAACCGACGGUAAACGCGGUGGACGGUCGCGCCCAUGGCUGGCUGACGGAGAACGGCUGCUGUAUUGGGAUGGCUGGGCUGGACGACGGCGGCCGGGCGUUGCUUGGGACUACCAGAAAGGAUGCGCCCGAAACCAACCUGGAGAACACCAGCGCCACCGGUGCCCAGCACGACAUGUAUGGCGCCCGUCUGGGGUGUGUGCCGGUUGGCAUGGGGGUUGCAUGGGCGUGCCCGGUACGGACGCGGUCGCUGAGGAUAAAGGCUGGGCGAGAGCGGCUUGCAGCCGUCUCUCGACCUGAUCUUAGGCGUGUAGUCUAUGACCAACCCAUACGAGGGACCCGGCCACCGGACAUUAAACACUGAUUCUUUCGCUGCACGAGUGUAAGCCGAUGUUCAG